Molecule: messenger RNA, 150 nt
Organism: Brugia malayi
Lineage: Eukaryota; Metazoa; Nematoda; Chromadorea; Rhabditida; Onchocercidae
Exons: 2
Coding region: 1-150 (49 amino acids)
Source: RefSeq, a predicted model, not a curated record
AUGACUUCGAAUUAUUCACUUGAUGUUCUUUUAAAAAGCUUCGAGUCAGCCGCUUCAUCUUCCUUAUUCAACAUUGAGAGUCCAAAAUGUUGUUCUCAUUCGCCUCGUACUGAUUCUCUUUUGUCUAAAAACAAAGAAAAAAAUUUUUGA